This is a messenger RNA of Uranotaenia lowii, 4295 nucleotides long. RefSeq lists its product as uncharacterized. Gene Ontology annotation, molecular function: RNA binding; tRNA (guanine) methyltransferase activity. The transcript is spliced from 7 exons. The record is from RefSeq and is a predicted model, not a curated record. Gene Ontology annotation, biological process: tRNA methylation. Bases 93 to 4217 code for a protein of 1374 amino acids. NCBI's taxonomy places the organism in Eukaryota, Metazoa, Arthropoda, Insecta, Diptera, Culicidae.
UGGAAUGCUCAACUCGAAAGUGGUUCAAUUCUUCAGUAGGACACGCGUUUUGUGCGGUUGAUUUGUACCUAUAUAGAGUUUAGACUGCAACCAUGGGCUGUGAGGUUUAUCGGAGCGGUUUCCUGAAGGAUUUGUUGCUGGAUCGUGAAGUGGACGUCUACGAACAGCUGUUGUUAUUCGGCCAGUCGCCGCACCUCUUCUGGGAGCGGGUAGAUCGACUUGAAAAAUCCGCUUUAGACGCCUUGGUGCGCUUGUUGAUACUGUGGAACAAACAGCGGGAACCGGCUCAGAUCGAUUUGCGGAGAUUUUUCCGAUUAGUCGAGGAUAACUACUUAUACCUGCAAAAGGACGAGACAUGCCUUGGUCUACUGAUUAAUGUUUUAGGGCUGAGCUGUUUCUUGGAGACUGAUAAUGAAAAAUGCCUUUCAGUAAUAGAAGAAUGCACAACGAGGUUAUGCUCAGAAUACCAGGAAGUGCCAGUUUUUUACGACAUACUGAGGAUUCUGUUAACAGUAUCGAUGGAUAAACCUGUGCUGGCUUCAGUUUGGAAAAAGCUGGAUAAAAUAUUUCUGAUGAAAAACUUAUUUUCCGAAUCACACAGCUUGAAAAUUAAGUCACUUGUUUGCGUUCAGCUGCUGAUGAAUUUCUGUCCGGAGAUAACAGAAGAUUGGUUCCAGACUAUACUUACAGGAAAAGAACAUCGAAUAGCUCCUGCUUUUUUGAGUUUUGCACUCUGUCAUUUCAUCGAUAGUAUGACACUACUUCAAGAUUCAAAGGACAGUUUCAUAAAAGUAAUAAGCAAUGAAAGCAUGUGGGACCUUCUUUAUGAAAACAUCAAAAACGACGAUCGACUCAUUCGGAAGGAAUCACUUUCAGUUAUCAAAAAACUAGUAUCUUAUUUAAAUGAAAAAUCCUUCAAGGAAACAAUACAGCAGAAACUGUUCCAAUGGAACUCCGAAGAAUCGCGCUGCAUAACUGAAGCUUGGCAAUGUUUCAUUACAAUUGUGGAAACUUUAAACGAAUCGCAGACUCAUUUGGUCCUGCCAGCACUACCACUGAUUACGAAAUUGAACUGCCUCGCGAAUGAAUGGAAAAAUUGUGUACUUUUCCUCAUGCUGAAACACGAAAAUAAUGCCGUGUCGGAUUGGACGUUAAACCACAUUUUAACUCAAUCAAGUUACAGUGCCAAACGACCGGAACUGGAGAUGGCUGUACUCGAAACUUUGAACCAUACCACUGUUUUUCAAGAUUCGAAGAAAAUUAAAAGUUUACUCACACAAUAUUACGCGACUGCAGAAGCGACUACAUUUUUAUUAAAAAGCAUUAAAAAGAUCAAUUGGGCAUCGGUUCCAUUCAAGAGUUUAUUGGACGUCUUGACUAAACUCUUCGAAAACGAUAAUGAAGUACAAUGUCUAGAUGAAACGAUUCGUGAUCUACAUAAUGCUUGUAAUAUGAUUAAAAAUCGUUGCUUACGAAUAUUGGCGUCGCAUGCUCUCUGUGAGCUUCUAUUGAAAUUGAUCUCUAGAAAUGGUAACCGGAGAAGCAUUUCACUUGUUACGGCUUUAUUAACCUUGGAUAAUCUCUGUGCUGUAACAAAUGUAGAGUUAAACAAAUGGCAACAGUGGCCUUUGGUUUUCCAACUUAUAAAUGAAACAGAUUUCAGAGAAAUUUUAAAAAUGAUUCAACCAUCCAAUUGCAAUAUUAUUAAGUGCAUUUUAGUUCCCAAGAUGACAAAAGACUUAUUUAUUGAAAUUUUGAGUGAUAACCCACAACUGGCUAUUGAAUUUUACAGUUGUGCAGAUAGAGACCUUAAAGAAGAAAUAUACUACAUCUUAUUGCAAUUCUCAGAGCAAAGUAUCGAUAUAAUUCAUCGAAGCCAGGAAACAGCAAAAGUCAUUCAAAGAAUACAAUUAUUAGAAAAAUUGUUUGACAAUAAGAACUCGAAAUCUAUCUAUCAAAAAAUUGAGGAGAAAUUGAUUGUGGCUCUGGAAGCUCGCAUGGACCAAUUUGAUUAUAACACCGAAUCAAUAGCCAUUACAAUUUUCCUAAACAGACUCUGUCGAUCAUCUGAUGGUGCUAAUAAUUGUUUCUUUGAAACAUUUUCCUUGGAUCAGCUUAUUAAUAGCAUACAAUCCCAAAAAAUAGCUAAAACAUAUUUAGAGGAAAUAUUUUUAUCAUUGAGCGAAAUUUACCAUGAUCGAUUGUUCAGAAAGAAAACGUACCUUUUCGGAACCGACUACAACAUUAUUCAGGCAAACUAUGACAAACUCAUCGAUCGUGGUGACCACCGAGUACUUCUCAAUACAAUUCGAAUAACAGCACACUUAGCUAAAAUGCAAGAUUCGGAUGAUGAAGUCGAUCGCUUGAAGAAAAUAACCGAUCGUUGUUACAAGGAGAUCAUGGUUUAUCGCAAAUCGGAACAUUUUCCUUCGCUGAUGAGCACAUUUAUCGAAGCACUGUUUGCUCCUUAUGCAAAUUCAACAUACGACCCGGAUUGCAACUCAACUGAAUGGCUGGGGCAAGUGGUCAACGACUACUGUCAGCUGAUCCUGGACCAGGCUGUUGCUAUCCCGGAUAUGGCCGUAGCGCUGUUUAGCAACAUGUUACAGCUUCCGAGCUGUGAACUGCUGCUCGAAUGGGCCACGUUUGGAAAGAUUUUACUGGCCGGAUUGCUCUUUGGCGAAGGCCAGAAAAAGGAACAGAGGAUUGAAGAUGAAUGUUGCAUGAGCAGUGAAUUCUACGAAUCAUCACUUCUCAGCUUGCCCGAACUGCAACAGGAAUCCAGGGUACGAUUGUUAUGUGCUAUGUUUUUGUACAAAUUAUCUGCCACCAAUCACCCAGAUGCCAUGCUUUUCCUCCUCAAACUUGAGCGCAUGUUGAUGGAAAAAUUCCAACAAAUCAGCAAAACCAAAGAACGAUACUACGCUAACUCUGCUACGCACCGGUCCAAGCUCCGAAUUGUUCAGGCGCUUUGUAUCCUGUUGAAACUAACCGGAACCAAACCGUACCCCUUGCUUGAAGUUGUUCUGUACGAAACCAACCAACCGAAUAUCAACUAUCUGAUCGAGCUUAUUUUAGCUGAUUCGCCCAUCGACAUACUUACAAUGAUCAAUGCUCUCAAAUCGGAUCGAGUCAAAGUUUCCGGCGUGGAGUCGUUGUUUGUGAUCGUCUGGUUGCGAAGCUGUAAGGUAAACUAUUUGGACGAGAGUUUUAUUAGUUUCCUACUGCCUUGGACUAUGGCACAGAACUUUUCAAUACGUCUGUAUGCACAAAUAACAAUCUCUAAGCUGCUGGAGAAGUUUGUCCUAAACCCGGAAGAUCAUUUCGUCUAUAAGGCUAUCAACAGUUAUCUUCGACAAGGAAAUGUGGAGCGCAAUCUGGAAAAGUAUAUGAAGGAUUUUCGAUUCAAUAGCCUGUUUGACUAUCAAAAUCUACUAACUUUGGAAAACAUCUAUAAUAAUAUUCCACGUGUUUCCGAGAUGGCAACAGAAGACGUGGUUUCGAGUCGGGCACUUGAAGAUUGUCUAAAAAGAAUGGGCCUGUCCGGUCAUGUUAAUCUCGGACAGGCUCUUGUUUUCGAGCAGAUCGCAAGCGAACGGAAGGAAUCUCUGUUCCUGAGUCAGGGUUUUAGCAGUUCCGAUUACAUUCAGAAGAAAAUCGUCCCACUAAAAUCAAUCGAACCGAGUUUGGAUACGUUGACCAGUUUACCACAGCAGUUGCGAUUGAAGAAAAUAGAAAACACCGAUGGUUUGAUAAUAAUUGCUAGCUUGGUUGAUAGACCUCCAAAUUUAGGCGGCUUAGCUAGAAGUAGCGAAAUUUUUGCUGUUAAACAGUAUAUUAUCAAUUCUUUGAAGGAUUUAGAUAACAAAGAAUUCCAAGCGCUAAGUAUGACAGCAGAAAAGUGGUUGAAUGUAGCGGAGCUAAAAUCCUUUCAAAUAGUCGACUAUUUAUUGGCGAUGAAAAUGAAGGGAUACUCAAUAGUUGGGGCCGAACAAACUACCGGUAGUCGACCCAUUCAGCAGAUAAAAUUCCCGAAACGAUCGAUUCUUGUGCUGGGCCACGAGAAGGAAGGAUUGCCAGCUCACAUAAUUUCACACCUGGACAUCAUUGCCGAAAUUCCUCAGUUUGGAGUAGUUCGCUCACUGAACGUGCACGUGACCGGGGCAAUAUUUAUGUGGGAAUAUGCCAAACAACACCAUUUAACUGAAUGCUGCUGAUUAAUUGAAGACAAGUUUACGUAGAAGUUCACUUUAUUGAAAGUUUUUGUAAAUAAAUUUCACAUAAAUUUUUAAAUU